AUGCGGCCGGCACUCAGGUGUAGACCGCAUGGAAAAUCUCCAGCCCCACCAUCCACAAAGAGUGUCGAGCUACCACGUGAUCACUCAUCGCCCAAAACCGAAAGCGUUUUCGACUACCAUGAAAAAAAUUAUGAGAGCCUCAGUCUGCGCACCAACCACCGUCCCUCCCUAGCCACCGCCGUCUCCACCGCUCCAGACAUCCCAACCCUAGAAAUCGAUUUCCCUUCUCCCUCACAUCGAACAUCGCAGCAACAGACAAUCGGCCUUCGCGCCAAAAAAUACCUAAUUCCACGUCUGCUGUCCCAUAGAAAAUUCGCCCUUGCGAUGCUUCAUCCUUUCUCCGCAGCUGUAAUGAAUGACAUCCACUACUUGCUUAAGAUACGAAGCGGAGUCAACAUCAUUGACCAUUUCACCGGGAAGGCGGAGCGUAGCACCAUAGGGGCAGCAAAGGGAGAACAAGCGACAUCCUCUCUCACCAUGAAGCGGAUUUCGAAUGUAUGGCACCUGGUGGGCAUGACGUCCCUGGGAUUUCUGAAUGAUAUUUCAGGGUCACACAACGUUGCAGGAGUGCGGAAAGAUGGCUGCUAUGGAAUUUUCCGUCUUGCUGGCGUUGGUGAUGACGUUAAACAGGUUGACAACAUUGAUUGCCUAACUGCAUUUUCAACCAUAAAAUCGCAAAAGCCAGCUGAGAAAAGUUCCACUGAGUGGGCACACAUCACCCCCAAAGCUCACUUCCGGAAGGUUGAUCACAUAAUCCUCCGUUCACUUAUAAAAGUUGGCAUUGUCUCCGAAAAAUUGUUGGAUAAUCGUUCAGCCGUGCUUCAAAUGCGACGCGUCGAGCGCCUGAGCCGCAAUUUCGGCCUCAUUUUCUUCGAUCUUUCUUCCGCAGCAGAGGAAGCCGCAGUCCUCCCCUCCACCUCCUCUCCCUCCCGCAGACUGGAUGUUUCUGUGCUCCUAGACACCCUGAAAAAACUCCAGGAAGCUCUCAACACCCUGAUCGAGGGUCAGCUCAGUCCCAACUCGAUCAACCAAAUGAACUCAGUCUUUGAGGAGCUCCAAGAUGCACGCUUAUGGCAGUAUAUUUUCGACCACUCUAUAGCCAGUUCGGAUGAAUGGCAGCUAGUUCGAAAUUUGCGCAACUCAUUUCAUAAACUUAUUGAGGCGAAACUUCUUUGA
Molecule: messenger RNA, 1176 nt
Organism: Echinococcus granulosus
Lineage: Eukaryota; Metazoa; Platyhelminthes; Cestoda; Cyclophyllidea; Taeniidae
Exons: 6
Coding region: 1-1176 (391 amino acids)
Biological process (GO): regulation of apoptotic process
Source: RefSeq, a predicted model, not a curated record